GCCAUUUGAGCUUAGAAUUCUCAACCACAACUUUCACCUCAAAUUUUGAUUUUUCAGCUAACCUGCCUCCAAGCACUGUCUCGGCAAAACCAGAUGGAUGGUACUGAGCUUGGUAGCAGAAGAAGAGUUGGAUCAGUUAAAGCUGCCGUUAACUUGUUUGAUGAUAGGAUUGCUGAUGAUACUGAUAGUCCUUCAUUGAAGAAAAAGAUUGACUUCUCAGUGAAGCCCUCUUCAAGAACAAGAGAACUCCACAGAGCAAGAAGGGAUAUUGGCAAGUAUAAAGAGAGCAGAUGGAAUGCAGAAUCUACAAAAGCUCAAGCAGAAUCUAAGCUUUCUAAUGCAAAGAAGACAGUUAAACAACUUUCUUCUAUGAUUGAGGAAUCGAGUUACAAGGCAACGGCACAGAUAAGAGAUAUAGAAACGCUAGAGAUGUUGGGAAAGGACCAACAUGGGACAAUGGUUGCACAAAGGAAUGAGAGUCAUGAGUAUGCACAAGUGAUGACAGAAUUAGAAUGUCUUAGAAAGGAAUUGUUCGAGCUCAAGCUUGAUGUGGCUUCUGUGUUGGAAGAGAAAUCCCGAGCAGAGAAAGAAAUUGAAGCAUCAAGCUCGAAGAUGCUCUCUAGUUCAAGAACUGCAGAAGCACUUAGAAAGGAGAUUGAGGAAGCCAAUGAAGAACAAGUACUUGCUGAAGUGGCCAGGAUUGAGGCUUUGAAAGAAUUGUUAGAUAUUGAAGCCCAGAGAGAAAAGGAAGCAGAUGAAUUUUCAUCCAAAAUGGAAAGCACGAGGAAAAAGUUGAAAGAGGCCAUGGAAGAGAUAGAUGAGUCACAGGAGCUUGAAAUGAAAUUAACUAUGACAAUGUCAGAUGUUGAUGUCUUGCAGAAUGAGUUGAACUUAGUUAAAGAAAUGGAGAAAAGGGUUCAAGGAGAUGAGAGUAUGAAGCAACUGGAAGGAAGUUUCAGGAAAGAGGAGGAAUCAGGAGACUCUACUACUUUACAGACUAUAACAGAAGAAUUGGAGGCAGCAAAGAAAGAACUAGCUUUGACUAGAGAAGAAGGUUUUCAGUUUAUGGCCUCUAUGGAUGUUAUAAGAAAUGAGCUGAAGCAUGUUACUGCUGAGACAGUUAGCAUGAAGAAGAAGGAAGGGAAAGUGGAUUCAACAGUUCAAAAUCUAAAUUCCAAGCUUUUGAGAGCAAAAUGUAAGUUAGAAGCUGUAUCUACUGCAGAGGAAAAGGCCAGAUCAAUAGUCAUUAGCCUAUCUCAUGCUCUUGAUAACCUGAAGACAGAAACAGAAGCAGCAAGAAAGGAAAAGGAGCAUAUAAGCCAAGAGGUUAAAACCACAAAGGCAGAGACUCAAAAAACUGAGUUUCAGAUAGACAUGAUUGAGGAAAGAUUGCAAGGAUUACAGCAAGAGCUAGAAGUAGCCAAAACAUCCGAAGCUUUAUCCUUAGAGAAGCUGAAGACCCUUACCGAGACCACCAUGAGAGAAAGAGCUAUAACAGCACAGCAUAGUUCCAAGAUUACUAUAUCAAAAUUUGAAUAUGAGUAUCUAACUAAUCAUGCAGCCGCAGCAGAAGAAGUUGCUGAUAAAAAGGUUGCAGCAGCUCAGGCAUGGAUUGAAGCUCUCAAGGCCAGUGAGAAGGAAAUACUGAUGAAAACAAAAAUAGCUCAGAGAGAACUCAAAGAAAUGAAAUUAGAGGAAGAGGUGGAGGUUUACACCAAAGAGAAGUUGCUUUCAAAAAGAGUUGGUAGUGAGGAGUUGGAUUAUUAUCCAAGAAAACGUGAGAAGAGUUCAUCCAAAAACAUGCAUAGAACCAUGUCUAGAAAGAGCAUCAAAUCCAAUGGCAUUAUAACUCCUGCCAAGAGAACCAAGUUUCAGAAGUCUGCUUCACCCGCAACUCGGCAUGUUAGUCCUUUCAUUGUUAAGAAGAGAAAGAAGGUGAUACCAAAUUUGGCAAAGUUUUUUAGAGGCAAGAAAAACACUAGGACUGCAUAGUGAAAUCAAAAUAGAAAAAAGAUAAUGAUAGGACUUCAUAUAUAUCACUGCCAAAGUUUGGCAGCAUGGAAGAGUGUGAGGCAAACAUGUCUAUUAGUGUAUAACUCACAUUACAGAAUUCAUGUUCUCACUCUGUCUCACUUUUCUUCCUCUAUCAUAUUGUCAUUCCCACAAGGCUUGAGUGUUUGAAAGAAGAAAGUACUUUGAUUUGUU
Molecule: messenger RNA, 2205 nt
Organism: Gastrolobium bilobum
Lineage: Eukaryota; Viridiplantae; Streptophyta; Magnoliopsida; Fabales; Fabaceae
Product: protein PLASTID MOVEMENT IMPAIRED 2
Exons: 3
Coding region: 94-1992 (632 amino acids)
Source: RefSeq, a predicted model, not a curated record